CCCCGCUUUCAAGGCAGCACCAGUCCAGCCAUGAACCACUUCCUCCACACCAGCAGGCCCAACCCCAAACCAUGGCCCACCAAAAAACCCUCCCACAGAUCCCCUCUCCUCUCCCUCUCCCUCCUCGCUUUGUUCGCCUCCCUUCUCUUCUUCCUCUCCUACUACUCCCUCACUCCCAGCUCCCCCUCUCCCAUCUCACCUUUUAACAGAACCCUGAGUUCCCGAUUCCCCCAAUGCACUUCCUCCCAAGCCCCAUUCCUGGGGGAGAAAUUCCUCUGGUACGCGCCCCACAGCGGCUUCAGCAAUCAGGUCUCCGAGUUCAAGAAUGCCAUCUUGAUGGCCGGGAUUCUCAACCGGACCCUGAUUGUUCCUCCCGUUCUUGAUCACCACGCUGUUGCUCUUGGCAGUUGCCCAAAAUUUAGGGUUUCGAGUCCGGGUGAGAUCCGGGUUGCGGUUUGGAACCAUGUGGUUGAGCUUCUCAGGACAGGAAGGUAUGUCUCCAUGGCUGACAUUAUUGAUAUUUCAUCGCUAGUGUCUUCACCUAUUGUUCGAGCCAUAGAUUUCAGGGUUUUCGCAUCCCUAUGGUGUGGAGUGAAAGAUUUUGACUGUUUCCUCGCAUCAAAUGAGCAGUCCUCUUUGUUUGAUAGUCUGAAGCAAUGUGGAUCUCUACUAUCCGUGCUUAACGGUAAAGUGGAUAUAUGUACAUAUGCGGUUGGUGAAGAUUGCCGGACUACAGUCUGGACGUACCAAAACGGUGAUAAAGAUGGUGUUUUAGAUUCAUUUCAACCAGAUGAACAGCUUAGGAAGAAGAAGAAAAUAUCACAUAUUAGGAGACGGAGAGAUGUAUACAAGACUCUUGGACCCGGUUCUGAAGCUGAAUCUGCCCCACUGCUGGCAUUUGGAAGCCUUUUCACAUCUCCCUACAGAGGUUCAGAGUCGUACAUCGAUAUUCAUGAAGCUCCAAGAGAUCAAAGGAUACAGUCUCUGAUUGACAAGAUUGCAUUUCUUCCAUUUGUCCCUGAAAUUGUGAGUAUGGGAAAGGAGUUUGCCGAAAAGAACAUAGGGGCUCCUUUUCUUUGCGCACAGCUCAGAUUGUUGGAUGGGCAGUUCAAGAAUCAUUGGAAAGUCACAUUUCUGGGUUUAAAACAGAAACUAGAAUCUUUACGACGGAGUCCACACCCUAUUCAUAUUUUUGUGAUGACUGAUCUUCCUGAAGGUAAUUGGACCGUAAAUUACUUGGGGGAGUUGGCUAGAGACUCGCAUAAUUUUAAGCUGCAUUUACUCAGAGAAGAGGAUGAGUUGGUAAUUGAAACAGCCAAAAAAGUUAUGGCGGCUGGUCAUGGCCUAAGGUUUGGGUUUGUUCCAGAGGAUUUUGGAAUAGGCGGAUUAAAGAAACACUGCCCUUCUGAGAUACUUCCUGACGUACUUUUAUACAUUGAGGAAUCUGUUUGCAGCUGUGCUUCACUUGGUUUUGUUGGGACUGCUGGUUCAACUAUUGCAGAAAGUGUAGAGCUGAUGAGAAAAUCCGGCACAUGUUCAAAACAAAGUCUAACCAAGUCGUGACAGGUGGCUUAGAAUCUGAUAUGAAGUAAAAACUAACUCAUUGAAAGUGUAUCAGUUUACCAGAUCAAAUGUUUCUCGUUAGGAGUUGUGGAAUUGUGCUUAGCAGCCUGAAAUGGAUUCUAUUUUUAUGCACGCCCUGCACUUUUAUCAUCCUUUGCAGUAAACUAUCACGGGGCUAUCUUCUGUUUGUGUUAAGGCAGAGAAAGGACAUUUAACGGCAGGACUCGGGACUAAGCUCUGCUGAGGUUGCAAUUUAUUGAAGCUUCUGUUAAUGAUACCACGUUUUCAAGGGCAAGAUAGAGGGUGCUCUUCGGAUAUAGAUUUGGAAGUUAUAGCUUGAUAUAUCCGACAAUCGUAUUGAUUAGUUCAUUUGGGGCUGAGUCUUUGUCGUUGAAGAUUGAAGCCUCUUGGCACACAGUUGUCUUUUUUUUGUUUGUUAUAGAAAUGGGGCAUUUCCGAGCGUUAUUAAUUCAUUGUGAUUGUGUAGAUAAGUGAUCUAUCGUUUCCAUUCAUAGUGUUCUAAAGUUUUCUCUCGUA
Carya illinoinensis is the source of this 2100-nucleotide messenger RNA. Its product is annotated as O-fucosyltransferase 30. NCBI's taxonomy places the organism in Eukaryota, Viridiplantae, Streptophyta, Magnoliopsida, Fagales, Juglandaceae. The transcript has 2 exons. The record is from RefSeq and is a predicted model, not a curated record. Bases 31 to 1563 code for a protein of 510 amino acids.